UGAGGCCACCUGAGCCACAGUGGUCCCUCCUCCAGCCUGCAUCUCCAUGGCAACCACAGCCUUGCUCUCAGGCUCCAGCCCCUCGCCCGCCCCGCCUGCUGGUGAAGCGUCUGGAACUGCAUCCUCCGCAUCCACACCGCAUCCCUGUCCUCCCGCGACUGCCUCCUGCAGCAACUGCCUGCUGGGACGAGGCCCACCAUCCACCAUGGUGAAGCUAGGCUGUAGCUUCUCAGGGAAGCCAGGCAAGGAGACGGGAGACCAGGACGGAGCCGCCAUGAACAGUGUCCCUCUGAUCAGCCCACUGGAUGUCAGCCAGCUUCAGCCAUCAUUCCCUGAGCAGGUGGUCAUCAAAACACAGACAGAAUAUCAACUUACCUCCUCAGACCAGCCAAAGAAGUUUGCAGACUUGGAGGGGCAGAGGCUGGCUUGCAGCCACACUGAGGAAGGACGUAGGCUGCCCACUGCAAGGAUGAUCGCCUUUGCCAUGGCACUCCUGGGCUGUGUGCUGAUCAUGUACAAGGCCAUUUGGUAUGACCAGUUCACCUGCCCAGAUGGCUUCCUGCUUCGGCACAAGAUAUGCACCCCGCUGACCCUGGAGAUGUACUACACCGAGAUGGACCCCGAGCGCCACCGCAGCAUCCUGGCAGCCAUUGGGGCCUACCCACUGAGCCGCAAGCAUGGCACUGAGCUGCCCGCCGUUUGGGGGAACAGCUACCGGGCCUCCAAGGAGGAGCAUAAGGGCCCCACCCCAGCGGCGGCGGUGGCUGUGUCUACUGCAGCGGCAGCCGCAGCGGCCACAGAUCCGUCAGGGAAGCCUUUGGCCAUGAGAGAGAAAGAAGACCCUCAGAAGGCAGAAGGCAUGCCAUCCCAGGCCCCCCAGUGACUGUCGUACCCCACCCCCACUCCACCAGUG
This is a messenger RNA of Acomys russatus (golden spiny mouse), 913 nucleotides long. It is a transcript of the gene Caly, whose product is annotated as calcyon neuron specific vesicular protein. Lineage: Eukaryota; Metazoa; Chordata; Mammalia; Rodentia; Muridae. Gene Ontology annotation, cellular component: endosome; membrane. Bases 47 to 883 code for a protein of 278 amino acids. The record is from RefSeq and is a predicted model, not a curated record. Gene Ontology annotation, biological process: endosomal transport; clathrin coat assembly; G protein-coupled dopamine receptor signaling pathway. Gene Ontology annotation, molecular function: clathrin light chain binding. The transcript is spliced from 5 exons.